Molecule: messenger RNA, 2647 nt
Organism: Momordica charantia (bitter melon)
Lineage: Eukaryota; Viridiplantae; Streptophyta; Magnoliopsida; Cucurbitales; Cucurbitaceae
Product: zinc finger BED domain-containing protein RICESLEEPER 1
Molecular function (GO): DNA binding; protein dimerization activity
Source: RefSeq, a predicted model, not a curated record
UCAGCUGUUUUUUCUUCUUUUGCUGCUUUUCUUGUUGAGAUUCUAUCUUUUCCUUGUAAUCUGGAGCGCCUUUAAUUUCUGUUUUUUUUUUUGGAGGGAAUUCGUGGUGAAUUUGCGUCAUCUCUGCUGGAAAAUUUGUCCCAUGUUUGGUUUUUCAUAAAAAUUUCCUACCUUGUACAGAAUUUGGUUUGUUUCAUCCCCCAUGAAAUGGAGAUAUCUAACGACUCAUCCAUCAAGAAACCGAAGAGGUUGACAUCAGUUGUUUGGAAUCACUUCGAGAGGGUCAGAAAGGCUGACAUUUGUUAUGCUGUUUGUGUGCAUUGCAACAAGAAGCUCAGUGGCUCAAGCAAUAGUGGAACCACGCAUCUGAGAAAUCACUUGAUGCGAUGUCUGAAGAGAUCCAAUUACGAUGUUUCUCAACUACUUGCGGCCAAGAGAAUGAAAAAGGAUAGUACUGGUGGCCUUGCAAACAUCAGCUUUGAUGAAGGACAGAGAAAAGACGAGUUGAAAUCAGCAAUUGUAAAAUAUGAUCCAGAUCAGAGAAGGGAUGAAGUCGUUACCAUUGCAAGUAGUAAGUUUGAUCAGGAGCGGAGUCAGAAUGAUCUUGCUCGUAUGAUCAUAUUGCACGAUUAUCCAUUGUCUAUUGUUGAGCAUGUAGGGUUUAAAGUUUUUGUCAAAAACAUUCAACCGAUGUUUGAGGUGUUACCCAAUAACGCUGUUGAGAUUUCUUGUAUGGAAAUCUAUGAGAAGGAAAAAGAGAAGAUUUUCGAAACGAUUAACAGAUUGCAAGGUAGAAUUAACGUUUCGGUCGAAAUGUGGUCUUCAACAGAAAAUGUGGAGUGUUUGUGCUUGACUGCACAUUAUAUUGAUGAGGAUUGGAAAUUACAGAAGAAGCUUUUGAAUUUUAUCACACUUGAUUCUUCUCAUACGAAAGACAUGCUUUCGGACGUGAUCAUUAAAUGCCUGAUGGACUGGGACAUUGAUUGCAAGCUAUUUGCACUAACAUUUGAUGAUUGUUCAACCAAUGAUGAGAUCAUCAAGAGAAUUAAAGAACACAUAUCGAAGAAAAGGCCUCUUUUGAGUAAUGGCCGACUAUUUGAUGUAUGCUCUGCUGCACAUAUCCUGAAUUCGAUCGUCGAAGAUGUGAUAGAAGCCAUGAGAGAGGUUAACCAAAAGAUUCGGGGGAGUUUUAAAUAUAUCAGAAGUUCACAAGUCAUUCAAGGGCGGUUCAAUGAGAUGGCCCAUCAAGUUGGGAUCACCAAUCAGAAGAACUUGGUUCCUGACAGUCCCAGUCGAUGGAAUUCAACAUAUUUCAUGCUUGAGGCAGCCUUGGAAUACAAGGGCGCAUUUAAUCUUCUACAGGAGCACGAUGAUUCUUAUACAUCAGCUCUUACUGUUUCGGAGUGGGAAUGGACAACUUGUGUUGCUGGUUAUUUGAAACUUUUCGUUGAAAUCAUGAACAUCUUCUUAGGGAACAAAUUUCCUACUGCGAAUAUAUAUUUUCCCGAGAUCUGCGAUGUUCACAUUCAAUUAAUCGAGUGGUGCAAGAGCUCAGAUAAUUUUCUGAACUCCCUUGCAUCAAAAAUGAAAGCUAAGUUCGAUAAAUACUGGAACAUGUGCAGUCUGGCUUUGGCAGUAGCUGCAGUUUUAGAUCCAAGGUUCAAGAUGAAAUUGGUAGAGUACUACUAUUCGCAGAUUUAUGGUAGCACGGCCUUGGACCGUAUCAAGGAAGUUUCCGACGGUAUCAAGGAACUUUACGAUGCAUAUUCUAUCUGCUUCACAAUGGUUGAUCAAGGUUCAGCUUUGCCUGGAAGCAGUUUACCUGGAACCAGUAAUGACUCUAGGGACAGGCUAAAAGGCUUUGACAAGUUCCUUCAUGAGACUUCUCAAAGUCAAAUUGUGACAUCUGACUUGGACAAAUAUUUAGAUGAACCAGUCUUUCCUCGUAACUGCRAUUUCAACAUCUUGAACUGGUGGAAAGUCCACACGCCAAGGUACCCGAUCUUGUCCAUGAUGGCUCGUGAUGUCAUCGGGACUCCAAUGUCGAGCAUUGCACCAGAGAUGGCAUUUAGCACUGGAGRUCGAGUGCUCGAUCCUGGUCGAAGUUCCUUAAGCCCCAAUACUCGACAAGCUCUAAUAUGUGCACAAGAUUGGCUUCGUAUAGAAUUAGAAGAUCCAAGGCCGUUGUCUACCGCUUCUUACAUUCCGCUUCUGCUCGGACCCAGUUAAAUGUACAAAUAGAUGUACAAAUAGGUGCUGGUGUAAUGUAAGUAUCUCACUCAAUAUCAAUGCUCCGACUCCAGCCUCACCGAAUUGUUUUGCUGUCUUGCCUGUCAUGUUUGGCUGAUGGAUCUUUUAGUUUAUACAAUGGCUCUGAUUGUUUUUGACACCAUAGCCUUCUCCAAAUGAGCUGUGUUGUGCAUAAUGGAACUCUGUUUCUUUUCAGUGUCUGUCUAUAAAUCAGACAAUGGGCAAAAAUUUGUAUGUUUUUCUGGUAAUAAGAACUGUAAAUAUUUAGAUCAGUGAUGUUUUAUGUGUAAGAUUGAUCAUUUAGAAAGGUUCAAUCUUGCAUGUUCUUGGCCUUUUUAUGUUUGUUAGUUUUAGAUAUAUGUACAGAAAACAGAGGCUAAGAGGCCCAUUUUAGUGA